AUGACCGACAUUGCCAAAGCGAUCCAACAGCAGACGAAUGAACUGGCCACUCUCGUCAAAGCCCAACAGGAGUCAACAGCAGGGGCUGGAGGAUCCCUGAAGGGGCUGGGCAAGACUUCAGAAGAACUGGUAUAUCUGCUCCGGGCAUGCGGGCAGUAUACCGUGCAAGUCGGCGACGGGGAGUACGGCGCCGCACUCGCGCAGGCCUUGCUGACGGCCCAGGCAGGAUCAUCCACCAAGUUGAGGACCGCUGGCUUCAGGCAACGGGUCACUUCAAGGCUCGCGAUUGGCAUCGCUGGUCCAUACUGGGGGACACAGGAGAAGUAUGCCCUCAGUGCCUCGGACUUCGUGCCCUGCACUGACGCGGAGUUGGACCAAUUCGCCAUCGAGAGCAGGACUGGAAAGCCCUCCAAUGAGCAGCGGCCCGCAGCUCCGACCAGGUAUGAAGACUGGCUCAACCGUGCAAAACGCCAGAAUGACAUCUGGGCAUUAGUGUACGGGAGCGAAUGGAAGGCAGUCCGAGAGCACGCCGUGAACCUGCUGAGCGAGUGGCACAUCGGAGCUCCUCACAAGUGGCCCCUUCAAGUGUUGCUUGACGUAUGGGAAGAACUCCACUGGCGGUUUCUGGAAGAGCUCAAGGAGGAGUUGAGGAAGAUCAAACGGCUGGCUGGAAGAGAGUCCAUGACCUUGAACGACCUCAAGUUCUAUGCCCUCAUGCCGGAUGAAGAGGGCAGAGCGCCAUUGGAGCUUCCACAGACCUUUGAUCUUCGAAGACCGGAUGGAUGGUUCAUGUCUGAGGUAAUGCCCCGCAUCGAACGAAGGCAGGAGCGGAUGCUAUGGAAGAUGACGUGGGAAGGGGCCGGGAAAAAUCGGGCUCAGGGGCAAACCGCUGGAGGAGAUGGCGGAUCCAAGGAGGAGAAGCUGACCCUGAAGACCCUGUAUGGUCCCAAGCUCACGGCAGAAGAGACGGCACGAGCGAAGGACCGGGCACCCACGAACAAGGAGGGCAAGCUCCUGUGUUGGGGCUAUUUGUCCCAUCUAGGUUGCUCCCAGCAGGGCUGCCAACGAGCUCAUGAACCUCUGAAGGGCCCCUUCGAGUCGCUCGAUCCGGCAGUUCAACUCCAGCUGUUGAGGCGAGGGGGCUUGAAGCGGAUGAAAGCCGAGACCAAGGACACGGCCACCGAGAAGAUCAAGGAGAUCAGAGCCGGUGUGGCGAAGGACAAAGCCUCGAAGGUCCAGGAUGGGAAGGAUCGUCGACGCGCUGGUCAAGGAGAUCAACCUCAAGGAGAAGGUGAAGGGCAUGAGAAGGCCGGAGGACACCAAGGUGUAAGUUGGGAAGCCCCCGAGGAGAUGGUGCAGGUUGAUUACACGCACCAGGAGAAGGAGUUUGCUGAGCUGGUCGCGGGCCCUGAUGCAACCAUCUACGAGAAUGUUCAUCGGGAGUCGCAACCCCAUCCAGGGCGAGAAGGUCAAACGGCACCACAGGAAGCUCAAGACCUCGUCAGGACGGCCCAGAAACUGGCAAACAGACCUGUGUUGAGCAAGUUGCAGGAGGCAUCGGAUGACCUCUACGCCUGGGCAUCUACCAGGGUGGCCAACGACCCGGAGACCCCCUUCGAGACGCUGAUGGAGGAGAUGGUGCAGUUUGGGUUGGGUGAGUUGGCAGCCGAAGCCGCGUACCUCCUCGAAGCUCAUGGGAGGGGUCCCAAGGCCGGAAACAAGGCCAGAUGCCGUGUCGAGGAAACCCGGUGGGAGGCGGACGGACCAGGUAAAGCCGUGGUACAGAUCGAUGAGGACUUGUGGGCAAUGUGGGACUUCGGGGAGAUGGUCCACAUGACGGAAGAACUUGCUGGCCUGCUGGGAAUGAUUGAGCCAGAGAAGGAGAAGCGCCAGUGCGUCACCAAGGUUUUUGCGGCUGGCCUCCUGCUGUCCCAGACAGGAAGGACACCAAGCAUGGACGACGUGGAGAAGCUGACCCAGGAUUUUCGGCUGGAGCAGGCACGGCUUGCGGUUGAGGCCGAAGGGGUCAUGAGCCAUCCAGAGGCGAAGGUCGCCCCAGUGGAACAUGAACUUCGGAUGUACGCCCACGAUAUCCUCAAGCCUCAUCAUGACAAGGACUACCGGGCCCUGGCCGUGUUCCCGUUAGCUGCUCUCGAAGAGAUCAGGGUCAUUGUGGUCCGGGUGGACUAUAAAGGGGACAUCCUGCUGGAGACGGUGGUAGGAGUUCAGACGGCCAAGGCAGUCCAUGGCGCCAAAGCUCAUGAUGGGUUGGUGCUACGGGAGUACUUCGCCGGGCAUGGAGUCAUCACUCAAGGUUGGCGGGAGGCCGGCAUGGUUGCCCUCGAGCCUAUCGAGUUGUAUGACCAACCCCACCAGCAGCUUGGUCCCCGGCCGGACCACGAUCUUGCCAAUCCGGCACGGCAGAAACACUAUCUGGACCAGCUUGGGCAGCACGAGUCCAACGUGCAAUGGAUCGCUAGCCCCUGCACUACAUUCUGUGACUGGUGCCUCCAGAACGGGGGAACGAGGACCUUCCAAAACCCAGCUGGCUUGCCAACCGAGAAGGAGCGUAUCGGGAAUGUCCUGUCGGAGUAUGGCGCGGCAAUCUUCGAGAAGUCCAUGCAGCAAGGAGGUUUCCCCAUUGCCGAGAGUUCCGGGACCUCAGGGACACAAGGGCAGUUCUAUCGUCAUCGGACGGGCCUGGCCUUCCCUCAUCACCCUCCCCUUCGGCAAGCUCUCCUACGGCUAUGUCCCGGCAUCUCCCAGACCCACCAGCACGUGGCACUCAAAGGUAGCCGGCCAGGGGUCAUGGUAUCUCGAUGUACCGAAGCCGGUGUUUACGCCCCCAACUUUGUCCGUGCUGUGGUCGAAACCCUCAUCCAUACUUUGGUAGGGGGGGGGGGCAAACCACAACCCCUCCUCUCCAAAACUGGUGGCCGACCUUACGGAUGGAAUGUGUAUGAGGAGGAUCCACCAGCUGAAGAGGAAGAGGAGGAGGCAGAGUUCCAUCAAGGGCUUCAACACCUCAACCAAGAGGAGCUCCAGCAGGUCGCGGGCAUGGCGGUUGAGGCAGCUCUGGGGGUGUGGAACGGCCGGACCAUCCAUGAGCCCGAGGAGACGGUCGAGGAGUCUGUGGGAACCAUGAUGGAGGAGCCUGACGAAGCGCUGGAGGAACCGGAUGAGGUCGUCGAACCGCCUGAUGAGGGCGAAGCAGGGCAGGGACAAGGGGGAGAAGCAGCCGGAUCGGGGGAGUCGGUGGCAGAACCUGCAGCGGCCUAUCGCAUUGUGUGGGCAGACCUGGGUCAGAGAAACCGCAUGGAGGUGGACGCUCAGCGGGGCUACGUUUGGCUGUAUACCAACGAGCCCAGAGACGACCUGGCGGUCCCUGAUGAGCUGCCUUAUCCUUACUGGCCCCAUCGAUUCCACAGUGAGAGGUACACGAGAUGUGAGACUCGGGACACGCUGGGCCGUCUACGGGUGGCAGAGGUCUAUGAUGACUGGAGGGUACAGGGUCGGGGACGACCACCCUUUGUGCCGUGGACGGGUGUCACCUUGUUCGUCUUCCGGGACGGUCAACUGCCUUGGUCGCACGUCUUGGUUGAGGACGAGCAGAACCGGAGGGAAGGGCCGGAUGAACCCGACCGGUCGGGAGGGGGCCCAGGAGAUGACCGGCAAGGAUGGACCUCGAGCCACCACACAGGUUGGCAAGGGUUAAAUCAAGCCGGAGUUUGGCAGGACUGGUCUUCAGGCACAUGGCAGGACUCCCGAGCAGGAGGCAGCCGGUGGGUCGACUUUGAGGAGGAGGGCAUCUCAGGAGCAGCGGCUACGGCAGCUAUGGCCUACAUCCAGGAGAUUGACGGCAUGCAGGGUUCCGGUCCGGCGACAUGGCAGGCGGUUCGGGAGAGAGGAGACAUGCUGCUUGGACGGGCCGGAUCGGUCGAGAAGGCAGCCAUCGCCCUAUGGAUAGCAAGAGAGCAUCUGGGGCGAAACAACCUGCAGGGCGUUGACAGUGAGGAGCUAGACCCUUUGGUGCACCCGGACCACCUGGACUACCUGAGGGAGGUGAGAGCGCAAGGGAUGCCCGCACGCUACCAGGGUCAGAGGGAGAGAGUGGCAACUAGACCGCACCCGAGAGCCAGAGCCGACUUGGGCCAAGUCUAUGUCCAGUUGAUGAAAGACAUCAUGAAGCACAGGGUGCUGGUGGUCUCGGCAGAUCAUCAAGACCUGGGACAUACGGUGUCGUCACCAUUUGAGCUGGUCCCGAAGAUGCUUCCCAAUCGGACCCUGUCUACAGAGGCAAGGUUGGUUCACGACCAACGACAGGUCAAUGAAGGCACGCACAAAGACCUUCAUCCACCGGCGGCACAGCCUACCCACGAACAGGUCGCCAGGAGGGUAUUGUGGUUGAAAGCACGCUACCCGGGAGUGAAGGUCGUCAUGGCCAAGAAGGAUGUGGCCGGGGCAUUCCGUCUCCUCUGGGUUGACCCGCGAGAUGUUGAGCUUUUUGCAGGAGAUGUCCCUUGGAGACCGGAGUGCAUGGAGCAGAGCGGGGGCGGGGGAGAAUGUGAUGGUUCAGGCCUGACGCUUAUCUACCUCGUCUCCAGCUUUGGCUUCUCGGGGUCCCCAGGAGAGUGGACGGUGUGGGGGCGAGCUACGGAGGAAGUUCACCGCAACCUGCGACCGCUCCACAGCCGAAGGGACGGAGAGGUGCAUUUCUGCGGGAAGAUCUUGGUCGAUGACAUGGUGCUGGUCGAGCCGGUGAUCGGUUUGCGGCCUUGGGUGUCCAGCGAGGUCUAUGAGUGGGCUGUGGUGAAGUUGCUGGGCGAGAAGGCCAUCAACAAGUUGAAGGACGCAGAAGAGGGACAGUUCAGCAACCAGCAGACAGUUUGGGGCCUCACUAUCGACACCGACCUCGAGAAGAUGUCGCUUCCGGAGGCACGGAUCCUCAAAGGGGCCUACUUGCUGGCACAGCCUCACUUCAACUAUGGCAACAAGGCCCUGCCGUUGAAGGAACUACAACGGUUCCGGGGUAUCGCAAACGGCUGGAGCGCGGUGAUUGCGGGUCUACGAAAUGAGUUGAAGGCGGCAGACCUCUUCCUUGGUGGAGUUGAUGGUGGGGCAGCAGUACACCCGCGGCUUCAUCAACCGGAGGGCUCAGAGGCAAGGCGGAUCGAGGAGACCAGUGCUUGGGAGGCGUUGUGGGAGCUCUUCGAGGACUGCAGGUGGCUGUGCUCGAGGUCCGAGACAUGGGCGGCCAAGUUUGGGGGAGACAUCAGGGAGUUGCUACCCCCACUCGAGAGGCUCGCACUUCCAGGGCAGCGAGGGGCGGGUCCUGUCUUCGUUUCAUCGGAUGCUACCCCCGACGUCGUGGCAGCGAUCGACUGGACGAACCACCUGGCAUGCCGCGAACCCAUCGAGGUUUUGAAGCCGUGGAUACGUCAGGUGCUCGAGGCUGAAGGGCAGGAGGAUGGGAAACUCGCCAUUCAUCUGGGAGAAAUGUUAAGCUUUGUCGCCUUUGCCUGUCGGGUGGGCCACAUGUGGGAAGGACGAGUGGUCAUCUAUGCCGGUGACAACAAGGUCGUCUACUUCUGGAUUACUGGACGCAAGAGCGGAGUGCGGGCAGGGAGGCUUCUGAUCCGGGUCCUCAACCUCGUCGAGAAGAGGCACAGGUGUAGGAUCCUUGGAGGAUGGUGGAGGACCUUCCACAACGAGGAUGCUGACGCACUGACCCGUCUGGAUGAGCCGCAAGCAUUGCAGCUUAUGAAGGAUAAAGGUUGGAGCCGGCAAGACAUCAAGCCCAGCAUCCAUCAGGCCCUGGAAGACACGGAGCGGUUUGGGCUUUGCUUUCUGUCCUGGGCCGACCAAGAGGACCGCCAUGAGCUGAUGCGUCUUCGAGAGCUUCGGGUCUUUCGUGCCAUCUUUCGGCAGCCAGCGGAUUUACUGGAUGUCGAGGUCGUUGAGUGGACACCCGGACAACGUUACGUGAAGGACCUGGAGUACUUCUCGGGCAACGGCAAUGGAAUGUACAAGAUUGUCGCGGGCACCAUCGGCCCUGAUCCGAAAGGCAGGAAGGUGACAGAGUUCACAAGGUACCUGGACCAGGAGAUCUUCGAUGUGGCGGUUCUCGAAGGGCCCACGGAGGUGAUGUGGAGGCGGCUAGAGCAGUGGGCCAUCUCAGUUGGCUGGGGCUGCAGCUUGCAGGAGUUUUUGACCUCCGAGCUUGGCGAGGCUUUGGUGCGCAGGAGGAUCGCGGGGUUCCUGUUCCCGGGUGACAAGACCGAGGAGGAGGUUGAGCGCCUGAUGGUCAAGACGGUCACUCCGCCCUCGAUGGGCUCCUACCUGAGAAAGAUCACCGAGGAGAACUGCUUGCCGACCUACAAGAUGGAAACGGCAAUCAACGUGGGCCAGGAGGCGAUGCUGCCUAUGGUGACCGCCCAUGUGUGGCUAGAACCUGAAGGACAGAGGCACAAUGUUUACUCGAUGGGGGGGCCCGGUAGGUGGCCGUUGUCCGACGCAACCGAGAAGGGCAUGCAGAAGAUCUUCGUGCAGGACAAAGCGGCUCCAGUUGGUAAAGUGAGGGUGCUUUCCGGUGAGGAGGUGUGGAUCCUGCAGGGCAGACGCCUGGAUGAAUGGCGCACCCUCGUAUCCCAGAUCGGCGAGGUCGAAGCUGAGAGAGAAGGGUGCAGGGCCACCGGACGCAGGACAGCCUUGAACCUGAUUGGGGCGGCAGCAGAGCUGGCGAAGGAAGUGCGGGAGAAUAAGGCCGGCAUGUGCAUCGACCAGGAGGACUACAAGACCCUCGGCUCUCUUCUACAAUGGCUUCGCAAGUGGAGAAGGGGAGACUUCGGAAGGGCGCCUCCGAACCGAAAGGCCGGAGGUCAGGAGGUUGGGCAUGUCUGGUUCUGGGGCGAAGAGCUAUGGCUGGGCGCCCUGGAGUUCGAGUCCGGCAGCUUCGAGGGUAUUGAGGAAAGACGGUGCGGAGGGCGCCGAAAAGGGCCGGUGAGGCCUGUGGUCGAGGACGGAGGGCGUUUCGUCGAUUUGAACCCCGACUUCAACCAGGACAUGGAGAUCCAAGCGCAGAUUGAGGAAUGGCUGGAGGCGCACCUCACUGGCGACAAGGCGGAGAGCACCCAGAAGGCCUACCUGUCGGCAUGGAACAAAUGGUGCGAUUGGAGCAAGAGGCAAGGGUGGCUAUCCCCCUACCUUGACCAUAGAGGUGACCCGAUCCAGAAUGAGAACAAGGUCCUCGGAUAUCUGGGCUACUUGGGAUGGUUGGGCACCUCUGCGGCGACCAUGAAGCAGGCUGUCUUCGCCAUCAAGGACGCCCACAAGAGAGCGGGACAUGGGGAUACCACUACGAAGAUGCACCGUCUCUGGAUCGUCCUCAACUCGCUGGAGAAGCAUUCGGUCAAGCGUCCGAGGCGAUUGGGGGUCACCGUACAGAUGCUCAAGUGGCUUGGCAAGCAGUUCGUAGCUGGGGCCGAGUCCUUUGGGGAGCUCAAAGUCGACUGCCGGAUGAUCCAGGCGGCGCUCCUGACGGCGUGGUUCUUCAUGCUGAGGGCCCGGGAAUUUGCGGACUCGAGUGGGGUCGACCAGGAGAUGGUAGUCCGGGGACAGGAUAUCUCGUUGACCACCCAGGGACAAGCCGACGAGAUGGAUCCGGAGGAGGUCACCCUGCAGUUCCGGAAGACCAAGGCGGAUCAGGAAGCAUUUGGGACCUGCAAGACUAUGAAGAAGACGGAGAUUGAGUAUGUCUGCGUGGUCACCGCUCUCCAUCGCCUUCGUGAAGUCGCACCGAGGAGAUUCGGAAAGGGGCCUGAAAGCCACCUUCCGCUGUUCCGCUGGGCAUCAGGUGCAGUGAUCAAGCGGCUCGAAGUCCAGAACUUGCUCCAGAAGGCAGCUAAAGCCCUUGGUCUACCAGCGGAACGGUUCCAGUCGCAUUCCCUCCGCAUCGGCGGAGCUUCGGCCUUGUAUCAGGCCACGGGCGAGAUUGAGGUCGUCAAGAGGACCGGAAGAUGGACGUCCUCGGCGGUGCAACGCUACCUCCACGACUCCGGAGACGUGCUGGCAGGUUUGGCAAAGAAGAUGGCCACGGUUGACCAGCACGUGCACUACACGUAG
Durusdinium trenchii is the source of this 8121-nucleotide messenger RNA. Lineage: Eukaryota; Dinophyceae; Suessiales; Symbiodiniaceae. The record is from the annotation of a GenBank genome assembly.